This is a messenger RNA of Penicillium psychrosexuale, 912 nucleotides long. RefSeq names its product carbonic anhydrase. Gene Ontology annotation, cellular component: cytoplasm. The transcript has a single exon. Lineage: Eukaryota; Fungi; Ascomycota; Eurotiomycetes; Eurotiales; Aspergillaceae. Gene Ontology annotation, molecular function: zinc ion binding; carbonate dehydratase activity. Gene Ontology annotation, biological process: cellular response to oxidative stress; cellular response to carbon dioxide; carbon utilization. The record is from RefSeq and is a predicted model, not a curated record. The coding region runs from base 1 to 912 and encodes 303 amino acids.
AUGGGUGUCGCAAGACUCACCAGACGAAGCGGUCUCAUUGCGCGCGCAGUGGGGGAUUCCAAGUACUCACCGGGACCCCUGCUCACGGCGCAGUCUCUCGUGGCACGCAGCAAGAUCGCUCUGUCCCCGCAUCACACCAAGCCCUUCUCAACCUCCCCAUCCCUAUCCUGCGCGAGACACCAAAGCACCAGCGGAGAACCACCGUCGAUCGCGGAACCACCUGCCAAGCCCAAGACCCAGACCAAGACCCAGACCAAGACUGACAUUCCUGGUGCGGAUCCCGCAGACCGAUAUGCAGCAGGCCUGCGCCUGAACAAGGAAUGGGCUGCCCAGACAGCCCGCAACCAGCCCGAGCUCUUCCCUACCCUGGCCUCGGGCCAAACGCCGCAGAUUCUGUGGAUCGGGUGCUCCGACUCCCGCUGCCCCGAAACCACCUUCCUAGGCCUGCAGCCCGGCGACGUCUUCGUGCACCGCAACAUUGCCAACAUCCUCCACCCGGGCGACCUCAGCUCCAACGCCGUUAUCGAGUACGCUGUGCAAUACCUGCGCGUCAGCCAUGUCGUGGUGUGCGGGCACACAUGCUGCGGUGGUGUCUCGGCUGCCAUGGGCAAUAAGAACUUGGGUAUUCUGGAUCCGUGGCUGUUUCCCCUUCGUCAGCUGCGCGAGCGCAACCUGGAACUUCUGCAGUCAAUGCAUGCUGAAGAGGCGUCGUCGAAGCUGGCUGAGCUGAACGUUCGCGAGGGCUUGAACAUUGUCAAGCAGAAGAGUGUUGUGUUGAACGCGAUCCGCGACCGGGGACUGCAGCUGCAUGGCUUGGUUUACGAUGUUGGAUCCGGUGUGCUUAGUGAGCUGGACACGCAGGACUCGGAGGAGGUUAUCAGGGCUCGUUUGACGGCUUUUCAAACGGAGUGA